This is a messenger RNA of Impatiens glandulifera, 1254 nucleotides long. RefSeq names its product zinc transporter 5-like. Gene Ontology annotation, molecular function: zinc ion transmembrane transporter activity. The transcript has 2 exons. Gene Ontology annotation, biological process: zinc ion transmembrane transport. NCBI's taxonomy places the organism in Eukaryota, Viridiplantae, Streptophyta, Magnoliopsida, Ericales, Balsaminaceae. The record is from RefSeq and is a predicted model, not a curated record. The coding region runs from base 19 to 1101 and encodes 360 amino acids. Gene Ontology annotation, cellular component: plasma membrane.
UCCUCUCUCUCGGAUAAAAUGAACAACAAAAAUGGGUUCUUAAGGUUACGAUGUGGGAAAACAGUUUCUUCUUUCUUUAUUAUUAUCAUUAUUAUUCAGACUCUGUUUCUCCCAUCUCUGGUUCUAGGACAAUGCAACUCCACCGACGCCAACGCCGGUCCACCCCACGACAGAAAAGACUCCUUGAAGUACAAGAUCGGAGGAAUCGCCUCCAUCCUGACGGCGGGAGCCAUCGGAAUCAGCUUACCCUUGGUCGGAAGAAAAUUCCACGCCCUCAGUCCAGAAAGCGAUAUAUUCUUCAUGAUUAAAGCAUUCGCCGCCGGUGUGAUUCUAGCUACAGCUUUCAUUCACAUACUUCCGGCUGCAUUCGACGGGUUAGGAUCACCUUGUCUGAAGGAAAACCCCUGGAGAGAUUUUCCAUUCGCCGGACUUGUCGCCAUGAUGGCAUCCAUAGGGACUUUGAUGGUUGAUUCGUUGGCUACUGGUUUUUAUAAGAGAAUACAUGGAAAGAAGAAAACCCAACAGGUGGAUACAAUUGGAGAUGAGGAGGGCGCCGUCGCCGGCGCCGGCACCACUCAUGUUCAUGUUCAUGGGGCCAUGGAAGCUCAUGAAUCUAAGAUUACCCGUCUUCGAAUUAUAUCACAGGUAUUGGAAGUGGGUAUUAUAGUUCAUUCUCUGAUCAUUGGUAUAUCUCUUGGAGCUUCGGGCAAACCCGGUGUGAUAAAAUCACUUCUGGCGGCUCUGUCUUUCCAUCAGUUCUUCGAAGGAAUGGGACUAGGCGCUUGCAUCUCCCAGGCGAGAUUCAGGCAUGUGUCGACGGCGGGGAUGGCGGUGUUCUUUUCUUUGACAACGCCAAUAGGAAUUGGUGUGGGAAUUGGAGUAUCGAGCGUUUAUAGCGAAGGAAGCUCGACGGCUCUGAUUGUUGAGGGGAUAUUUGAAUCAGCGUCGGCGGGGAUCUUGAUCUAUAUGGCUUUGGUUGAUCUAUUGGCAGCAGAUUUUAUGGACCCGAGGCUUCAGAACAAUGUAAGGCUUCAGCUUGGGGCUAAUCUAUCUCUUAUACUUGGAGCUGGUUGCAUGUCUGCUUUGGCUAAGUGGGUUUAGCCUUUUAUCUAAUCAAACCGCCGCCGUACUGAGAUAUUUCAAGUUCAUGGAAAGUAGAAUGUAUUUAUCUAGAGGAUACGGUUAGACCUUAGAAGGAUAAACAGGGGAGGAGACCAAAUUAAGUAACUUUUAUUAGAAAAUUUGAUGACCCAA